Molecule: messenger RNA, 2166 nt
Organism: Apis mellifera (honey bee)
Lineage: Eukaryota; Metazoa; Arthropoda; Insecta; Hymenoptera; Apidae
Product: nucleolar protein 9
Exons: 1
Coding region: 93-1892 (599 amino acids)
Biological process (GO): endonucleolytic cleavage in ITS1 to separate SSU-rRNA from 5.8S rRNA and LSU-rRNA from tricistronic rRNA transcript (SSU-rRNA, 5.8S rRNA, LSU-rRNA); ribosomal small subunit export from nucleus; endonucleolytic cleavage to generate mature 5'-end of SSU-rRNA from (SSU-rRNA, 5.8S rRNA, LSU-rRNA)
Cellular component (GO): preribosome, small subunit precursor; 90S preribosome; nucleolus
Molecular function (GO): RNA binding
Source: RefSeq, a predicted model, not a curated record
UUACUAUACUUUGUGCAUAAAAUUGUGAACGACGUCGCGUGCACGUAAAAAGGUUAUGUACGUUGCUUUGUGUAAAAAAAUCAUCUUAAAACAUGGUCAACAAUAACUGGAACGAUGAAAGAAGUAAGAAAAGAAAAAAAAAACGAUCAUGCGCUCAAAUGGCAAAAAAAUUCGCACGACAAAGGAAUCAUGGAUCUGACGUAGAUCAUGAUACAUAUCAAUACAUGGUACAUAUUCUGGAAGUGAUGAAAAAUGAUUUUCCUACUGUCGAAGAGAAAUUAAUAUUUGUGAAUAAUGUGUACGAACAAACUAUCGGGCACGAAAUUGAAUAUGCCCAAAAUCAGAUGGGAUCCAGAAUAUUGGAUUCACUUUUGAAAUACGCGAAUUUGGAAACGAUUCAAAGGUUAGUUACUACUUUCAAUCCUUCUUUACGACUUCUCAGUAAUGACAGAUUUGCUAGUCACGUUUUACAAAAGAUCGUGAUGAUUUGCGCCGAUAGAGGAAAUAAAAGAAUAGAAUCUAAUGCUGAACAAAAUGUAGAUGGUAUAGAGGUUAAGGAAUCAGAAGUGGAAUCUUAUAACAGCAUCGUAUUGAAGUUGAGUAAAUAUUUUAUUAAUAAUAUAGAGGAGUUUGUGUAUGAUACAUACGCGAAUCAUCUUUUGAGGACUGUUAUCGAAUGUCUUGGUGGUCUAAUCGACAAGCCUGAAUCUAAUGAUAAAAAAAAAAUGAUAUUUGAUGUAAGACGACCAGUCAUACAAGAGUAUAAAGACUUAUUAUCCUCAACAUGUAACAGAUUAUACAAAUGGCCUUGCUUUUUAGAAUUUGGUAAAGAUGAACUUACAUCUGGAUUAUUGCAAAGUGCUUUAUAUUCUUUAAAGGAUACAUUCCCAACUAUAGUGGAAGAGUAUGUUAAAAAAAUUACAAACGAAUGUUUUAAGGUUGAAGAAGAUCAACAAUUAUCAAAUAUUUUUAACACAGAAAGUUCAAUCAGAUUGCUAGAGGUUUGCUUAUCGGUGGGAAAUCCUAAAUCUUUUAAUGACAUUUAUGAAAAAUACUUUUCAGGCAAUUUGAAACAAUUGUCAUUGACGCAAAAUACAAACUUCGGUGUACAAAAACUAUUUGAUCAUUGCACAGUAAAGGAAAAGUUUGAACAGAUAUUUGAAGAGAUUCACGUGCAUUUUUCUGAAAUUUUUCAAAAAGGUUUUACAGGAAUUUUAGUCAGUGUGGCGAAUGCGUGUUUAAGAUUGCAAGUCAAGCAAGGUGCAUUUGUAACUGAACUUUUAAAAACUCUCCAUUGCGAAGUAAACGAGAAACAACAUCUUAUCGUGACUUGCGUGGUAAGUUUAAAAACAUUUGAUCAAUUAGAAAAUUUAAAAGAUAAGAAGGAAGAUGAUUCGAAAUCUUUGACCAGUUUACAUGGAAGUCUAAUAGUACAGGCUAUACUCAAUUUUAAUAAACCUAUAAAAAUGGUUAAUUCCUUGUUGGAAACCGACGUAGAGGACCUAGUGCGGUUGUUUGAAGAUCCAAAAGGAAGUCGCAUCGUGGAUGCUUACAUGGACAGCAAAUAUAUCGGUGAGAAAAGCAGGGAAAAACUUGGGAAAAAAUUGAAAGGACAUUGGUCGCGAUUGGCUCGCAGUACACAUGGCUCCAGAUGCUUGGAUAGAAUAUGGCGAUCAGCGAAUACGAAUCAGAAAACUUUGAUCAUGGAAGAAUUAGUGACAGCCGGAGAAUCUUUGCGUUCGAGCAAAUCUGGACAAAUAAUGUUGAACAAAUUAAACGUUCCACUGUACGCAAGAAACAAGAAGGAUUGGAUGGAAACGUUAGGAAAAGAAGAGAAAACAAAAGCACUUUUCGCAAAUAUAAUAGGAAACACGGUCAAGAAAGAGAAAUAAGUUUUAAAUUGUUCUUGAAUAUGUAAAUGUGCAAGAAAAGAAAGAUGUCGAUGUUUGUUCUUUAAGCAUUAUGACACAGAAUAAUCAUGUAUUUCGUUAAUUCAUAAAUACAAUCUAUAGAAUCCAUCAUACAUCCCCGCAACGUAACGUAGCUAGAAAAACAUACAACGAUUCGUAAUCUAAAUUUGAGCAAAGUUUUCUAAUGCGCGCGACGGAUAAACUCAUCUUAUGAUUCUCGACUCGACAGUGACUAGACUUAUAAACGUAUACAUGC